This is a messenger RNA of Meleagris gallopavo (turkey), 3801 nucleotides long. It is a transcript of the gene PPEF1, whose product is annotated as protein phosphatase with EF-hand domain 1. Lineage: Eukaryota; Metazoa; Chordata; Aves; Galliformes; Phasianidae. Gene Ontology annotation, molecular function: phosphoprotein phosphatase activity; iron ion binding; manganese ion binding. Gene Ontology annotation, biological process: detection of stimulus involved in sensory perception. The record is from RefSeq and is a predicted model, not a curated record.
AUUCGAGUGCUGGUUCUGCAGAGCUGCGCCCCUCAUUAUGCAGUUCAGGUUCCAAAAAGGGACUGCUUCUGCUUCGAAAGGAAGCUUCUAAAGGUCUUCAAAGUGAAUGAGAGAAGGGUCAAUGCUUUUGCCCUGAGAAAAAUCAGUGUGCUUCAAGCUGUCAAGUUUGACCUGGACUGGAUCAGUUAUCCAGAGCUUCUGAAUACGGUGGUGGUGUGAGGAGUACAGGAGCCUUCCUUGUGGCUGGAGGAAGAACACAGCAGACCAUAUAACACCAGCGGCUGAGAGAGGCAUGCUUCCUUCCAGCAGUGAUUAAAACCAGGAAUGGAAUGCACCAUUAGCACUAUGGGGUGCAACGCUUCUGCAGAUUACAGUAAACACAAAUAUAAUGAAACAGCCAUAAAAGCUACUGUGUUAAUCCAGAGAUGGUACCGCUGUAAAAGAGCCCAGCUAGAGGUCCGUCGCCGCUAUUCUCUCACUAUCUUUGAGUCAAUCGAAUAUGCUGAUGAGCAAGAGCAAACACAGUUGUCCAACUUUUUCACAUUCAUGCUGGAGCACCGUGUUCAUCGUGGUGAAGUUGCUCACACUUCCAGUGGCUCCCAUGUUUCUCCUGAUGCAGACUCAUAUGUAAUUGAGUAUGAAAAGAUUGAUGUUCCAGACUCCUAUCGUGGACCACGACUCUCAUUUCCCCUUAAUAUUGCACAUGCUAAGGCUCUUCUUAAUGCGCUCAAGAAUCGACAGCUGCUUCAUCCCCGCUAUGUACUGCAGCUGUUACAUGAGACCAGGAGACUUCUCAAGGAGAAGCCAAAUAUCACCCAUGUUUCAGUUUCCUACUUCAAGGAGAUAACCAUCUGUGGAGACUUACAUGGAAAUCUGGAUGAUCUUUUACUGGUAUUCCAUAAGAAUGGUCUGCCUUCAGAAAUCAACCCUUAUGUCUUUAAUGGCGAUUUUGUUGACAGAGGAAAAAAUUCUAUGGAAAUACUUAUAAUCCUAUUUGUUUUUCUUCUUAUCUACCCGAAUGAUUUUCACUUGAACAGAGGAAACCAUGAAGACUACAUCUUAAACAUGAAAUAUGGCUUCACUAAAGAAGUUUUGAAGAAGUAUAAGGUCCAUGGCAUGACAAUUCUGUAUCAUCUGCGAGACAUUUUCAGCUGGCUUCCCCUUGCCACUUUAGUUAAUAACAAAGUGCUUAUAGUACAUGGAGGAAUUUCAGACACCACAGAUUUGGAUUCCCUGAAUUUACUUGAGAGAAAUAAGCUGAAAACAUUGAUGAAGCUACCAAAGUUAGAGACAGACAGAAAGAACCAAGUGAAAAUACAAGGCAUCCCACUGGGCUAUCCUGAGCUUUCCCAAUGGAGUUCACAUCCAGAGCUCACCGAGGAGGAACGGAAACAAGUCCUGGACAUUCUCUGGAGUGAUCCAAAAAAACAACAUGGCUGUAAUCUGAACCGGCGUCGAGGAGCAGGUUGUUGCUUUGGCCCUGACACUACUGAGCAGCUGCUUAAAAAGUAUAAUCUGAAGAUGCUAAUCAGGUCUCAUGAAUUUAAGCUGAACGGCUAUGACCUCACACAUGAUGGGAAGGUUAUCACUAUAUUUUCUGCUUCUAACUAUUAUGAAGAGGGGAGCAACCGGGGAGCAUACAUCCGAAUGAAUCCUGAUCUGGUUCCCCGUUUUGUACAGUACCAAGUCUGCACGAGCACAGGCAAACGGAAGAACUGGGAGAGGGUGAAAACAAUUGAACAGUCUGCUUUACAAACCUUACAAGAGAGGAUUUUUGUUCACAAGCAAAAACUCAUGGAUACCUUUGCAAAGUAUGACUGCAACAACACAGGCAGGAUUUCUGUCAGUGACUGGGCAGCAGUGAUGGAGUCAGUCUUACAACUCAAACUGCCCUGGAGGACACUGAAGUCUCGGUUAGUGAAGACAGAUCCAGAUGGAAACGUUGACUACAUGUCAUGUUUUUACUAUAUGGACACAGCUCGUCCUAUGCAUCAGGUUCAGCCAACUUUGGUGGAAACGCUGUGCAAAUACAGAAAGGAUCUGCAGGUGAUCUUCAACAUCAUAGAUGAAGAUGAGUCAGGUCUGAUUUCUCCUGAUGAGUUCCGCAAGACCUGGAAAAUCUUCAGUUCUUACCUGGGAAUUCAUUCACACGAUGAAGCCAUUGACAAGUUAGCCCAGAGCAUAGACUACAACAAAGAUGGCUAUAUUGACUUCAGUGAAUUUUUAGAGGCCUUUCAUGUGGUUCGCAAACUAGAGAACAAAGCAGCCUAGGGAAAGGGCAGAACUUCUUGGGGGUGUCACAAGAGCUCACCUUCCUGCUGUAGUCACAACAGCCUGGAAAAACAAUUUCCAGACUGACAAACAAUAAAUGUUAAGCAUUGUGGUCACUGUGUAAGCCUGUGUUUAAUCCCUUUAGGAUGAGGCACACCUUCUAGUGAGGAAACCAGAAGGGAUGACCACUACCACGUACAGUAUUGCUGUGUCACUGCCACAUCAGUGUCUUAUCCUCACCCUUGGUGUCAUCUCCUCCACCACCCUAAUCUGUCCAAGGUAGCACCUACAGUGCCAUGGGAAGAGAUGCUUUGGUAGGUUUGUCCCAGCAGCCCUAAGAGCUAAGAAAUAGCACCGAUGAUCACGGGAACAUUCCAGUCUCUCCUUGAGGAUAUAACAAGAAAAACAGGCUUCCUGUGGACCAUCCAGUUCAGGUGAGGAAAACAGGGAAGAACCAUCUCAUUAAAAUAAGCAGUUCUGCAUAUUUAAUCUUGCUCUUUGCACGAUGUAAUUCAAGCAUUCCACAUUACUACUUUUCCCUCUUUGAGGUUUACGGACCCAACUUAAAGGAAAGGUGUCCAUACCUGCCAUAGAUUUGUACUUAGCACUGGUUACUUUUGCUGCAGUUGUUAGGUUUGGGGGUUAUCAAGCAAUCCUAACUUGUCACCUUAAUCAGGGCUUAAGCCAAAGCAUGUUCACGUGACACGCAACAGAUCACAAAAUAAAGCUUGAGCUUUCAAAUAAUGUGUAAGUUUGUGGUCUAUUUCUUGCCUGUAUUUUGAUAACCUAUAUAGAACAGAGCACAACAGUUUGAAGAGUGGAGGAUUCAGAUGAAGGAUGCUAAUCUUGAGAGAAGAGGGAAGGCUGCAGUGCAGCACUUAGCAUACACUGCUUUUAGGGCUGCAGAGCUGCAGCACAAGAGGAACUGAGUCAUCCAACCAAAAGCAACACCCAGCAGCUGCUGCAGGCAGCCUGUGGCACCCUCACCCCCAGCAGUAGGGGAGAGUACAGGAGGGCAGAUAACUGCAAAGCACAUCAUGCCAGGAAGAAAACCACCAGAGUGCAAAAUGGGGAGCCAGGCACAGCCCAGUUAUGUGUACAGAUCCAGAUAAGGGUCUUUCAUCACUUUCAUCCCGAACUUUUCAUAUCCCACUGUGUUCUGCAGGGGCUAAUAAAUAACACUCAGCAGUGACAUUCCUCUGCAAAAGCCACACCCAGCCCUGCAAGUCCUGGCAGCUGUCACACUGCCAAGCACAAAGUACUUGUGGCAGCUGCACAUGGCAGGCUGAAAAAGCAGGGCUCAGGGGACCACCUCAGCUGCUGGAAGCCCUCCUUUCUGAGACAGGACAUGUCAGCCUACCUUCAUCUUCCUUCUGUAAACGAGGCCUGGAAUUUGGCCAUGUCAUCCUCCUCUCAGUCCCCUGGGAAGCCCGACAGCCAAACCCAUCACUGCCAAUUAGUGGUAGAGCUGUGACAGCUUUCACCUGGGGAGCACAGCCUCACCCCAGGCAGCACUGCUUUUGUGCUGUA